AUGGCUUCUAUGGACACGCAGCUGAAUAGAGGCCCUGAUCAGAACUCUGCGGAGCGUAGUUCACCAAGUCGCCAGUUUGAUUCACAAUCUCUUGAGGAAAGUGUGGAAACCCAAAAAAAAGAACUUGGAGAGCGGAAUUCGAAUACAAUCGACACAAUGCUUGAACUUGUACUAUCGUAUCGCUUUGACGGACGGCUAGAAGAGGCCGAGACGCUCACAAGAAAUAUCAUCCAGAUCAGACGGGAGGAUCUUGGGGAGACACAUCGCGACACUUUGGUUUCUAUAACCAAGCUCGCAGAAAUUUACGCUGAGUUAGGUCGAGAGAUCGAGGCAGAAAAAUUACAACUUAAUGUUCUCGAAGCACGGAGAAAAGUGCUUGGUGAGCUCGACGAAGAUACAAUUGACAGCAUGGAGCAACUAGCUAUUUGGUAUCAGAAUCGGGGAGAAUACCACAACCAGAAGAGAGAUUUGGAUAAAUCGGAAGAGCUAUAUCAGAUGGUUCUCAAGUCUAACACAACAAUCCAUGGCCAGGGCCACGAGAUAACCUUUGAAAGUUCCACCAAUCUGGCGGGUAUUUACAGAUUGCAGGGCCGUUUAGAUGAAGCUAAGAAGCUCCAGACUGGCAUCGUGGAAAAAAGCAAGACAGUCCUUGGGUUGGAGCACACGUCUACGGCAGUCAGUAUAGAGGAGCUUGCAAGGAUAAAUCACGCCCAAAAUCGUAUAGAAUCGGCCAAACUCUUGCAAAAACAAGCGAUAGAUAUUUAUAAGGCAACAGUCGGAGAUAAACACCCAUUGACGGAAGAGGCUGAGGGUGAGUUUAUAAGGAUAUGUCAAUCUUAA
Talaromyces rugulosus is the source of this 840-nucleotide messenger RNA. RefSeq lists its product as uncharacterized. Gene Ontology annotation, molecular function: protein binding. The coding region runs from base 1 to 840 and encodes 279 amino acids. The record is from RefSeq and is a predicted model, not a curated record. NCBI's taxonomy places the organism in Eukaryota, Fungi, Ascomycota, Eurotiomycetes, Eurotiales, Trichocomaceae. The transcript has a single exon.